Messenger RNA from Closterium sp. NIES-65, 1653 nucleotides. Lineage: Eukaryota; Viridiplantae; Streptophyta; Zygnematophyceae; Desmidiales; Closteriaceae. The record is from the annotation of a GenBank genome assembly.
AUGAGUGGGUUUCCGGCGCUGCUCGCGCUGCUCGCGUUCGCCCUCAUUCUCGCGAGUGACGUCAUCCGCGCGGCGUGCGGCCAAGACAUGCUCACGGACGUGUCUGCUACGCCGCCGCCGGCGGUGGCGACGGCGAUCACGGUGGGCAGCACCUUCGCGUUCAACUUCACGGCGGCGCGCUGCACCAACCUGCAGAGCACUCUUCCCAACGCCACCGUGCAGUGGACGUCCGCCGCCGCCGCCACCGCGAAGCUCCCCGCGUGCGAGAACAUCACCCUCUGGACCGGCCCUGAUUGCACCGGGGUCGUCGCGUCCUUCCUCGCCAAGCCCUCCAGCCCGACCACCUACACCACCCGAACCAUCCUCUCUUCUCCGUAUCCACUGUCGGCUCUCUGCUUUAUCGCGGGAGACGCUCCCUGGUGGCCCACAGAGGUGGCGGCCAGGGUGGUGGUGGCGACGGCCGUGGCAGUGGGCGCCUACAAGGUCGCCUUCGACCCCUCCUCGCGCUGUGCAGGCGUGCCAGCCGGCACGGCUCCCGCUGGCGUGAGCACGCCUGUGAGCGUCCGGUGGGACGCGCCGUGCACCACGCUGGCGUUCUUCCCCGGCAGCAGCUGCAGCGGCGCUGUCCUGAAGCUCAUGUAUUCCUUCUCCAGCAGCAACUCCCCGUCCAUCAAACCAUCCAGCCCACUCGCGUCAAUUCGCUGCUCAUUCUCCUCCUCCACGGCAUGCAAUUACGCCACAUGCCCUGCCAACUCCGUGUGCGCGGGCACAAGCGACAACAGGGUAGCCACCUGCAAGUGCGACAAGGGCUAUAUUGGCAUCAACGGCACCUGCCAAGACAAGUGCAAUCUCAACUGUGUUGCGGCCAACACCCGUUGUGUGAGGGACGCGAACGGGGUCCCGGAUUGUGUUUGCAACAAGGGCUUUCAAUAUGCUUCUGACAGCAGCAACACCUGUGUUGACAAAUGCUCUUUUGUGAAUUGUGGGCCCAACGGCAAGUGCAUCAAGGAUGCGAAUGGAAAUGCCACCUGUGCUUGCAACGCUGGCUUCCAGAUGCCUCCCAACAAGAUCACUUGCAUUGACAAGUGCGAGUUUGUGACGUGCAAGGCCAACUCAACGUGCGUCAAGGAUGCGAACGGGAAUACAACUUGCGAGUGCAUCAAGGGCUUCGAGAGGCUUCCGGGCAAUGACACUUGCGUUGACAAGUGUGCUGCAGUGGAUUGUGGGCCCGGCGGCACGUGCAAGACGGAUGCGUAUGGAAUUCCGGCCUGUAAUUGCACCACCGGCUUCAAGCUGUCUUCUGACAAGCUCUCUUGCAUUGACAUGUGUGGUUCAGUGGACUGUGGGACGGGCGGCACGUGCAAGACGGAUGCAAAGGGAAAUGCAUACUGCAGUUGCAUGGCAGGAUACGUGCCGACUAAUAACAUGCUCACUUGCAUCGACAGGUGUGCUUCUCUGAGUUGUGGGCCUGGCGGCAUGUGCGAGAAGGAUGCGAGCGGGAAUCCCUUCUGCAACUGCAACAAAGGAUUCGAGCAGUCUGCUGACAAGCUCACUUGCAUCGAUAUUUGUGCUUCAAUGAAUUGUGGGGUCGAUGCCACGUGCUUCAAGAGCUACGAGUAUGACGAUACUGUCGGAUCUCCAAUACGUGUGUGA